This is a messenger RNA of Schistosoma haematobium, 321 nucleotides long. Its product is annotated as Glycerol-3-phosphate dehydrogenase. Bases 1 to 321 code for a protein of 106 amino acids. The record is from RefSeq and is a predicted model, not a curated record. The transcript has a single exon. Lineage: Eukaryota; Metazoa; Platyhelminthes; Trematoda; Strigeidida; Schistosomatidae. Gene Ontology annotation, cellular component: cytosol. Gene Ontology annotation, biological process: glycerol-3-phosphate catabolic process. Gene Ontology annotation, molecular function: NAD binding; oxidoreductase activity, acting on the CH-OH group of donors, NAD or NADP as acceptor.
AUGAGAUGUCAACGUACUGCUAUGCCCCACCAAUUAUUUAGUAGGAUAUUGACCGAUAUGAAGCCUGUUGUCAAACCAUCGUCUUAUGCUGUUUCUUUAGUGAAGAGGUUAGCGCUGAGUGAUUAUUAUGAUAUCAAGUUAAUAACGGACUGUAUAAGAAAUGUGUUGAGUAUACCUUGUGCAGUCCUUAUGUCUGCUAAUUUGGCAACUGAAGCUUCCCAAGAAAACUACUAUGAAGCAACUAUUUGUAUUGAUGAUUCAAAAAUGGGGUCUGAAUUAAAAAAACUUUCCAGACGGAUUACUUCAGAAUUGUGGUUAUGA